GCAGCUGGAGACGGAAUACUACACGCUUGCUCACGAUACGGACCACACUUCGCGUCACCGAGCGUGCAAAAGUCAUAGCUGCUGACGGUUCUGCUUCAAACAUAGGUAGUUCGGUGUCCACAAACUCCAUGCAUUCAAGGUCAUGCGCGAUAUCUUGUGCAAGCACUCCACCUUUUUCGCGAAACCCCUCAACACCAAUGCAAGCGUGAGCAGAAGUCCACCAUCAAGGUCAACAAGAGUCAGCCAAUUCGCGAAUUCAUAACAUUGUUCGAGAUUUGGCACGAGCCCGAGGACGGCGACCAAUUUACUCCCACGGUUGCCGCUACCCGUAGUGAGCUCAGCAUCAAUGAGAUCUGGUCAAUGAUUGUGACAGCCGAUAAAUACGGCGUCGGCCCGAAUGCCACUGUCGUCAAGAAAUUGUUUGCAGGGUGGUACAGGUACAGUGUCACCACACCGAGCGUCAAUACACAAGGCGAGAAUGGUUCUUGCAGUUUCGAAUGCAAGGAUUACGCUGCUCUGUUGUUCCCGACGUACAAGUUCGAAGACUCCUCAGGUUCCGCGGGAGCAACGAAGUAUGUAGUCCACCGCGCUACCGGCCGUGUGGCAGAGAUUAAGCCUGACAGUGUGCCUCACCAGUUGCAUCUGAGCGACAACGUUAUCCGUAAGCAUAAGUCUGGCUUCUUUGUGCGCAAGGACAAACUUGUCGUGGUCACUGACUUGAAGCAGACAACUCGAUGGCGCCAAAGCCCGGCUGCGAUUAAUACUGCUUCACGCCAUCAACCAACCCAUCUACGACUUCCUGAUGCGCGCCAAUUGCCGCUGCGAAGCCUUCGCACUCUAUGAUACCAGCGUGCUCUAACAAUGACAGGUGCUGGCCACAUGAUACCGGGAUGGUAAAUAACAGUGUCGAUUCCAUUCUGCGCAAGCUCGAGGGUUCCAGGGCGCUUCAGCCGCAAAGCUGUGGAAGCAAGGUGAGUUGAGUCGCCGUGCUGGUCAGUUGUGCUAUGUUGGUCGACGGUAAUACUGCAGCUUUAACAUCGCCGCCACCGUCAAUGAUGCUCGUGUCUACUGCAAGAAGUACUUUGACGGCUUGUGUCUCGAUUGCGUGACGCUUUCCCGGCCCGGUCAGGACGAGGAGGGCAACGCUGAGUUUUGGAAUCAUACCAAGCAUGGCCUGAAGUGGGAUGAGGG
Molecule: messenger RNA, 1191 nt
Organism: Baudoinia panamericana UAMH 10762
Lineage: Eukaryota; Fungi; Ascomycota; Dothideomycetes; Mycosphaerellales; Teratosphaeriaceae
Exons: 1
Coding region: 361-843 (160 amino acids)
Source: RefSeq, a predicted model, not a curated record